Molecule: messenger RNA, 2707 nt
Organism: Seriola aureovittata
Lineage: Eukaryota; Metazoa; Chordata; Actinopteri; Carangiformes; Carangidae
Gene: fah
Product: fumarylacetoacetate hydrolase (fumarylacetoacetase)
Exons: 14
Coding region: 59-1315 (418 amino acids)
Biological process (GO): homogentisate catabolic process; L-phenylalanine catabolic process; L-tyrosine catabolic process
Molecular function (GO): fumarylacetoacetase activity
Source: RefSeq, a predicted model, not a curated record
CUGUUCAGUCACUCAGUAACUCAGUAAGGUUGAGUGGAAUACCACUGGAAAAGAGAAGAUGUCUUUUAUAAAAGUAGAUGCAACUUCUGACUUCUCCUACCACAACCUCCCUUAUGGAAUAUUCUCCACACCUGAUAAUCCCAGGCAUCGUAUUGGUGUUGCCAUUGGAGACCAGAUACUGGACCUCAGUGUGAUAAGGUCUUUGUUUCAAGGACCUGUGAUGUCCAAACAUCAGGAUGUCUUUGACCAGCCCACUAUGAAUGCUUUCAUGGCUCUCGGGUAUGAGGCCUGGAGGGAGGUCAGGAGGACCUUGCAAAUGUUGCUGUCAGCCAAUGAGAGCACACUGAGAGAUGACGUCAGCCUUCGGAGCAGAGCAUUUGUCCAUCAGAGUGCAGCCACCAUGCACCUUCCUGCAGACAUCGGCGAUUACACAGACUUCUACUCCUCCAGAGAUCACGCCACCAACGUUGGCAUUAUGUUCCGCGGGAAGGAGAACGCGCUGAUGCCAAACUGGCUGAGGCUUCCGGUGGGAUACCACGGCAGAGCUUCAUCAGUGGUUGUUUCUGGGACCCCCAUCCGCCGCCCCUCAGGCCAGAUGAGACCUGACCAGAUGAAACCUCCGGUGUUUGGCCCGUCUAAACAGUUGGACAUUGAGCUGGAGAUGGCCUUCUUUGUUGGAGGAGGGAAUAAGCUGGGGGAGCCCAUUCCCAUCAACAAAGCCCAUGAACACAUCUUUGGCAUGGUCCUCAUGAACGACUGGAGUGCCAGGGACAUCCAGGCAUGGGAGUAUGUUCCUCUGGGUCCUUUCUUGGGGAAGAACUUCGGGACAACAAUAUCUCCUUGGGUGGUCUCCAUGGAGGCACUGCUACCCUUUGCAGAGCCCAACUCCAUCCAGGAUCCGGAGCCCCUCCCCUACCUGCAACACCAAGAUGCUUACACUUUCAACAUUAACCUGUUUGUGUCACUGAAAGGGCAAGGCAUGGCAGAGAUGGCAACCAUCUGCAAGUCAAACUUUAAGUACAUGUACUGGACCAUGAAGCAGCAGCUCACACAUCACACAGUCAACGGCUGCAACGUCAGACCAGGAGACCUGCUGGCCUCUGGUACUAUCAGUGGACCUGAUCCAGAGAGUUUCGGCUCCAUGCUGGAGCUGUCAUGGAGGGGCUCUAAGACCAUUGAUCUGGGAGGAGGAGAAACCAGAACCUUCCUUAAUGAUGGAGAUGAAGUCACCAUCACAGGUUACUGUCAAGGAGAAGGAUACAGGGUGGGCUUUGGACCCUGCAUGGCAACUGUCCUACCAGCCUUACAGCACUGAAACACAUACUGUUACUCAUGUGGGCAAGCUUUUGAGGAGCGUAAAUACUGGAAGACAUAAGCCUACACACCUACAAGACCUCACCCUGCUUUGAUGUUCGCUAUCCAUGAAUGAAAAUGACGUGGGUUGGAUAACAAAAUUAUUCUCCAAUUAAUCACAUUUUUUUAUAUGAAUGAUCAAAUAUCCGUUUUUAAAAUCCUCAGAUCCAUCUUUGCAUUUGUGCCUUUUCUCAAUAAUAAUGUUCAUCUGCUCUAAAUGCAGUGAAGUUAGUUAUGCAGUGAACGUUUGGUUACAGUUAGGUUACUUUGUGGACUGUGAGUCACCCUUAGUCACGACAGUCCCAUAAACAUGAAUGCAGUGAAUGUGAAUGUAUAUGGACCUGUCGCAGUUUACAGGACUGUCAUGACUCAGUAAGAUAAGCUGUUUGUCAUGUAGCAGACAUAGAGACUGUAUCUAUGAGAUGGACAGACUGAAAAGAGACAUACUGAUCAUAACUCUCGGUUUGUUCCUUAUUCAAGAGAUGUUAUCUCUGGCUAUUAGAUGUGACGCCGUGGAACUUGACUAAACUGUGUCUGGAUUCUGCUUUAUUUAGUCACUCACUAGUGAUCAUUAAAGUUGAUGUUUGAAUCUGUUACUGACAGUACAUGUGCAGUUGUAUGUGAAAGCAUUUUGUAAAAUGUGCAUAACGAUGAUGCCCUUGCAACUGAUGCAGGUUUUUUUUUAUUAUUGUUCUCAAUCAACUGUUUUGCACAUUUGGCCAAAAAAAUAUAGACGUGUCAUGUUUUAGUCAUGUUGCAUUUAUCAAAGAAAACAGCUACAGUUUUAUAACUGGAUACUGUGUUUACAGAUUAGCUAAUAAUGUGCAGUUUAUACUUACAUAUAUUCAAGGAAACAAUAGUGUUGCUCUCUUGUAAUGUAAAACAAAUAUGAAUUCCAAGGAUAAACUCUGAUGAAUCGACACUGGACUUUGUGAACUGAAAUUGAAUCAGUGUCGAUAUCCAGCUCAAAUAUAUCACCAACCAAUCCUCUCACUCAUUCAUUCACUCACUCUCACACACUCACACACACACACACACACACACACACACACACACACACACACACACACACAACACACACACACACACCUCUCUCUUAGAAUGACAUCUCUCUCUUGAAAUGACGUGUUUCCAGCUGUUGUUAAUAAUUGAAGAGCUUUUCUCAGAUUCAGUCUGUGUAGUCUCAGAGGUCUGUACAGUUGUAGCGACCUUGUUAUUGAAAGUCUCUGCAAUAUUCAUCCAGUGGAGGGAUUCUCCUACAUCACAUCACAGUGUUACUGCAGAACCAGGAUCAGUGUUAUUGAUGUUUUAUGUACGCUGGCUCCUGAUUUAUAAUGAAAUCAUCAAUUAUUAA